AUGUCAGACGGUUCAAACUAUGAUUACCUUUUCAAGGUCGUACUUAUCGGUGACUCAGGUGUCGUUCUCUCUCGAUUCACGAGGAACGAAUUCAACCUAGAAUCCAAAUCUACCAUCGGUGUAGAAUUUGCUACUCGAAGUAUCAAUGUUGAUGGAAAGACAGUCAAGGCUCAGAUCUGGGAUACUGCUGGUCAAGAGAGAUAUCGAGCCAUCACCUCAGCAUACUACCGAGGAGCCGUCGGUGCCCUACUCGUCUAUGAUAUUGCCAAACACUCAACAUACGAGAACGUCACGAGAUGGUUGAAGGAAUUGAGGGAUCAUGCAGACGCCAACAUCGUUAUCAUGUUGGUCGGGAACAAGUCAGAUUUGAAACAUUUGAGAGCGGUUAGUACGGACGAGGCUAAACAGUUUGCUACCGAGAACGGUCUCUCAUUCAUCGAAACUUCAGCUUUGGACGCAUCCAACGUAGAGUCGGCUUUCCAAAAUAUUUUGACUGAAAUCUACCGAAUCGUCUCUUCCAAAUCACUCGAGUCGUCCGGAGACGUCAUCAAGCCAUCUGGAGGUGAAACUAUCUUGGUCACUCCGACUGCGGACGAUGGAGGUGCUAAACAAGGUGGAAAAUGUUGUUAG
Messenger RNA from Kwoniella botswanensis, 630 nucleotides. RefSeq lists its product as uncharacterized. NCBI's taxonomy places the organism in Eukaryota, Fungi, Basidiomycota, Tremellomycetes, Tremellales, Cryptococcaceae. The record is from RefSeq and is a predicted model, not a curated record. The transcript is spliced from 6 exons. Gene Ontology annotation, biological process: exocytosis. Gene Ontology annotation, molecular function: GTPase activity; GTP binding. Bases 1 to 630 code for a protein of 209 amino acids. Gene Ontology annotation, cellular component: recycling endosome; Golgi apparatus.